AUGCGUUCUUCCUACCAGGACUUCCAAACUUUCCACCAUGACCUGCUGAUCAUGGCUGCCCUCCUGUCCCAGCUUCCUAAGCCAGUGGGUGUUAUCGAAGGCAUCCUGGAGAUUACUGCGGUGGAAGUGGGCGUGGUGGCUAUCAAAGGGCUCUUCUCUGGGCGGUACCUGGCCAUGAACAAGAGAGGACGGCUGUAUGCUUCGGAGCACUACAAUGCAGAGUGCGAGUUCGUAGAGCGGAUCCAUGAGCUGGGCUACAAUACUUAUGCCUCCCGCCUGUAUCGUACAGGGCCCAGUGGGCCAGGGGCUCGGCGGCAGCCUGGUGCCCAGAGACCUUGGUACGUGUCUGUGAAUGGCAAGGGUCGGCCACGCAGGGGCUUCAAGACCCGCCGCACACAGAAGUCCUCCCUCUUCUUGCCCCGAGUGCUGGGCCACAAGGACCAUGAGAUGGUACGGCUGCUGCAGAGUGGCCAACCAAGAGUCCCAGGAGAGGGCAACCAGCCCAGACAGCGGCGGCAGAAGAAGCAGAGCCCAGGAGACCAUGGCAGGAUGGAACCCUUGUCUCCUAGGGCCACUCCAGGCACCCAUCUGGAGACAGGUGAACUGGCGGUGGCCUGA
This is a messenger RNA of Cricetulus griseus (Chinese hamster), 618 nucleotides long. NCBI's taxonomy places the organism in Eukaryota, Metazoa, Chordata, Mammalia, Rodentia, Cricetidae. The record is from RefSeq and is a predicted model, not a curated record.